AGGAAUUAGAAGACCCUAAUUAUCAGGGAGGUUCAUGGGCUUUACCGGAAAAUCCGGCCCCUUUGGAGCAGGCUAAAUAUGAGAUUUGCCAAAAAGUAAUUAGAUACAAGAGAAAUAAUAAAUUAACCACGGAGGAAUUUGCCAAAAAAAUCCAAUUAAGCCAGGCUGAAACCGAGGAUAUUUUGUAUUGUCGACUAGACCACUUUAUCCUGGAUAGAUUAAUGGAUUACACCAACAAAUUAUUUUCUCCUGGUGAAGCAAAAAUCACCAUUAAAGAAGUUGACAAAAAAAUACAUGCCCAAACUGUUUAA
This is a messenger RNA of Ambispora leptoticha, 311 nucleotides long. The record is from the annotation of a GenBank genome assembly. NCBI's taxonomy places the organism in Eukaryota, Fungi, Glomeromycota, Glomeromycetes, Archaeosporales, Ambisporaceae.